Micropterus salmoides (largemouth bass) is the source of this 1804-nucleotide messenger RNA. It is a transcript of the gene tmed1b, whose product is annotated as transmembrane p24 trafficking protein 1b. Lineage: Eukaryota; Metazoa; Chordata; Actinopteri; Centrarchiformes; Centrarchidae. The transcript has 5 exons. The coding region runs from base 29 to 787 and encodes 252 amino acids. Gene Ontology annotation, biological process: endoplasmic reticulum to Golgi vesicle-mediated transport; intracellular protein transport; Golgi organization. Gene Ontology annotation, cellular component: Golgi apparatus; endoplasmic reticulum-Golgi intermediate compartment; endoplasmic reticulum. The record is from RefSeq and is a predicted model, not a curated record.
CGUCGCAAAGUUCUGCUGCGGAAGAGGGAUGCGAAGGAGAUGGCUGAACUUAGAUAGCCUUGUGUUUGGGAAUAUCUUCACCAUGGACCUUCUCCUGAGGAAAGACGGGAGCAGAGGACGACUGUUUGUCCUUGCACUAGUGUUUGGGUGGUGUUUCGGGUCUGUGAGCUGUUUCGGGCAGAGCCUCGACAGCGAGUUCACAUUUAUGCUACCAGCCGGAAGAUCCGAGUGUUUCUUUCAGACAGCAGUAAAGAAUGGUACGAUGGAGGUCGAAUAUCAGGUGAUUGCUGGGGCCGGUAUGGAUGUAGACUUCACCAUCCUCUCUCCAGAAGGCAUCCUGCUUAUCAUGGAGUCUCGGCGCUCAGACGGAGUACACGUGUUGGAGCCUACGCAUGAGGGAGACUAUCAAAUGUGCUUUGACAACAGCUUCAGUCGCUUCUCAGAGAAGAUCGUGUUCUUUGAGAUCAUCAUCGACGGUCAAGGAGGAGAUGUGGGUGGAGAUGAGGAGUGGGCAGGAUUAGAGGAGCCCGAUGGAAGCCUUCUGGAGUACAAGCUGGAGGACAUCCGGGAGUCCAUGGACUCUCUGCACAGGCGCUUGGAACGCAGCCGGCAGAUGCAGACGGUGUUGCGUGCUUUUGAGGCACGGGACCGAAACCUCCUGGAAGACAACCUGUGGAGGGUCUCAUUCUGGUCCUGUGCCAGUGUGCUGGUGAUGCUGUGUGUGGCCCUUACCCAGGUCUACACAGUCCGUAAACUGUUUGACGAUAAGCGGAGGGUCUGCACAUAGAGGGUUUAUUUUGCAGUGAUAAAAGUCUGGGAAGGAGAACAACGUGACACAAGAUGUUACCCAUUCAGAUUAUGCUCCAUUGUUUUUCAUUUUGUAUACAUGAACACCAGCAUUCAACAUCAAUUUUAGUUGUUGUUUUUUGAUAGGUUUGUGAGCAAUAAUUAAUCAUUAAAACAUCAAGGGUAACCAGAUGAGGAAGACGUAGAGGAAGUUGGGGUUUCAUUUCAUUUAGUGCCUUUUAUGUCAAAUCUUACCACAAACCGAUGAGGAAAUCCAUUUUCAAAGGGACUGCCUACAUAGACAGAGCAGGAAAUGUUGUAGUAUAUUGCCGUCCUACACUUCUGAAACAAGUGAGAGGUUUUGGGGAUUUUUUUGUUAAAGGUAAAAUGAUUCUUAUCAAAGGUUAAAGGUUGAUUAUAUGACACAGCUCAAAAACAGAACUACUGGUUUGCCUUACAAGGGAUAACAAUGUGCAAUAGUGCUGUUGGCGUAUUUGUUCUACCUGAAAGUUUAGGAUAUUUCCCUGGCAUUAGUGAUUUGUCCAUGUGACUGGGUAUUUUCCUUGGUUACGGCCUUGUUGAUGGUUAGCUUUUUUUUUGAGAUGUUACUGAUUUCUUUUCACAUGCCAGUUCAAGCCCAUGCUGACCUGUCGACAAAUAAGAAUGUAGAAUAAGAUGGGAUGAUUUACAGUGCGAUUGCCAAUAAUGUAAAUGUGUCAGUACUCAGACAAAUAUUUAGUGUGUACGUUCAGAUAUAUAUUGGGAUAAUUCAGUGAACACACUGAUUGUUAGAUGUGUGUUUGUAUGUUUCUGGCUUCUAUUCUGAUUUCUAGAUGAUCAAAUUUCAAACAAAUGUAUGUUUUUGUCUACACAUUGUGACAUUUUGAUUCUGCUCAGACAGCUAUUGAGUUGUUUUUUUUACUAAGAACAGACUUUCAUUAUGUGUUCUAAAGAAUAAGUAAAAAUCAGGUUUUCAUGGGCAUCAUUGUUAUUAAUAAAUGCAUUUUUUACACAUUAA